GUCAUACAGACACAAUAGAGCUGCAGUCACCAUGUAUAUAGCAAGUGUUUGUAUUUGAAACUAUUAGAGCAAUAUGUAGUGUCUCUCAAAUUCUGUGAGUGCAAUUUCGAAGCGUUGUUCUGGGGCUAUUAUCAGUGAGCUCUGAUGCCUUUGCACUAACAAGCUAUCUUCGUUAGACAGUAGGAGAGUGGCCGUGCACCGUUAGCUAGCUUUAGCCAGUUUGAUAACAUCAUAGCUGCCUUGCCAGUUUUUACUAUGGAGUUUCCUUUUGACAUAAACCAAUUAUUCUCCGAGAGGAUCUCUGUCUUGGACCAGACCUUGGUUGCAGGCCGCAAAUCUGCAGGAAGGCCAGAUCUUCAAGCUCACAUAGCCACAGUUAUUGAUGAACUUGGGAGGGCCUCAGCAAAGGCCCAACAGCUCACAGCACCUAUAACAAGUGCUUCCAAGCUGCAGACCCAGAAGCAUCAGCUCUAUCUUCUUAAGAAUGGAGAGAGCAGCGGGGGACGUGGUGUGGUUGUGGGAUUUCUGAAGGUUGGCUACAAGAAGUUAUUUUUGCUGGACCGGCAGGGUGUGCACGUAGAGGCAGAACCACUCUGUGUUUUGGAUUUUUACAUAGCAGAGAACCUGCAGCGAAAUGGCUAUGGGCUUGAGCUAUUUAACUUCAUGCUACAGCACAAGAAUUUAGAGCCAGUGCUGAUGGCUUAUGACAGGCCUUCACCUAAAUUCCUGUCUUUCCUGGCAAAGCAUUACUGCCUCACGCAGAGUGUUCCUCAGGUCAAUAACUUUGUGGUUUUUGAAGGCUUCUUCCUCAACAGAGCAGCGGCCCAGUUGAGAAAGGUUCCCCCAAAAAAGCCAGACGGAGAGAUCAAGCCUUACUCUUUAAUGGAGAGAGAAGCUGUUCGCCAGGAGCAGAAGAGUCUUCCUUGGCCGUUUGCUCCUCCCCACUCCCCCCAGCGCUCGGUGGCCUCCCAGUGGUCCAAAUCCCUCAGCGUGGGAUGCUCCCCCAGCAGGGCACCCCCUCGAGUCACUCCAACUUCUUCCCCUGGUUGCAACAGGAACCAGAGCCCACAGUCACCUCUCAGCGACCGCUGCAGAGCAAGACGCACCAGUAGCCAACAGGGUCUAGUUGCGAGAUGCAACUUGUACAGUCGACACAUGGACACCAGAGCUGUUGGACUGCUGCACAGAUGCUCUCCAGCACCAUGUGCCACCUCAGGUCUGAGAGCAGUAGGGGAUCAGUCAUACACAUUGGGAUACAGUAUUCACUCACAACAAAACAGGAACUGGCCUGUCUUGCUUCCACCUCUCUCUACAUCCAAGAAGGACUGCAUAAGCAGCACUACCUCUUUAGACAGGAGAGAAACACACCUGGGCGCAGAUCCUGAAUCCCGUCGUUCUGAAGAGGAGAUGAAGGUUCUGGACAGUUCACAGCUUCCAGCAGGCAACCAGAGACCUCUGUUGUGGGAGAGUGACAGAGUUGAAGACAGGUCAUGGGCUGUGGGGGUGCACUGCUACACUGCCCAGUGGGUGAAGCAGAAGCAGGAAUACAGGAGCACCCGGCCCUGGUGAAUGUGUGACGAUUACAGACUUUAAACAUUAUCAAAAUGUUGAUGCCUAAAAGGCUUUCAGACAUGUUUGAGCCGACUUUUGAGUGUUUGAGAGCCCACGAUGCAACAAUUUCUUUGCGAAGUUUAAGUGCCAAAGUUCAGUUCAGAAAAAAUACACUUCCAGUCUUUCUGGUUUUAGAAAGGCUAUUAUAAUGGCUGCCUUAGUUGGUUUCCCAAACGAGUUCUUCAGCUGUCAACUAGCUCAUCUUUUCUAGUCAACUGCAACUGGAUAAGAUGAACUAAAUGUGGAGCAGUUUUCCGUUGAAGUCAGACUGGCUGCAUCCUUGCUAAUUGAAUAAUUGGCCCAUUAAGUCAGUGGUGUUACUGGCAAGACAGGUCCAGCUAACUCAGGUAGGUUUUUCAUCUUAGUAGCCUUCGCACUGAGCGUUGUUAGGUUCACUUAUUUUGUUGUAUAAAUUCAGGGAAACAUUGCAUAAGACAAAGGUUACUAACGUGAUCUUGGUUGAUGGGAUAAUAGCAUGAUACACUUUCAGUUUAUCACAUUUGGGUUGUUGCAUUUUUUAGCAAAUAUUUAAAAAGAGUGAUACAGUAGCCUACUCUUAAUUUUCCAUUUCUGUUUUGCACAUGUGUAACAGCUACAUGCAGCCACAGACUGUAACAUAACGACAUGAUGUACAGACCGGUUACUUGCUUCAAUGUACCCUGGCAUUGAUUUUCCAAGUCUCUGGAAAGAUGGAUCUGUAUCAGUCUUCCAAAAGAUUUGAUGGUUAUGGAGUUGAGUGUGUAACACAUCAAUCCAAAUUCUCCCCUGUUUGACCGGGUUCAGAUGUGGUGACAGGGUAGAUAGUACAUCAGACCAUGUGUACUUAUGAGAUUCCCUCAGGGUAAUGUGUGUCAGGCAGUAUUUAAAAUGAUAACUCAUAACCCAUGUUGGUGUUUUUCAGAUCUUGCAAGUAAGAAAAUAAAUCCUUAAACAUGCAAACACAGUCUGUAGACUGCUCUGGGUGCUAAUGGUACAGGUCAUCCACAAGUGCAAAGCACAGAAAUAGACAAUUAGUCAUUUUUAAUAUUUGUUCAAAAAUCAAACAAUUAAAAAAGAACAGAAACGGUGUAUUUGUGGAGAAAUCAAGCAAAACAUUUUGAUUUAUUUUGGACUUAAAGAAGUCUCCCAUGGACAGAGCUUCCUGCAACUUUCCACUAACCGGAGUUUCAUUAAAUAAUGGAAAUGUUUGUGAGACAAAACAUAUAUUUUUAGGUUUUUCAGACAGAACUGAAAACAAAUUGGGUAGAAAGUUUACACAUUUUUGCUGUAAUGUAAACUUUAGUUAGAAUGGUCCAUAAAGCCAAAAUACACCACGAUAUAUCCUUAUUUUGUCAUUUUUACACUUCCAUGAACUUUAGUAUUCCAACAGUCAGAAUGGGCUUAAACCCUAAUGCCAAAACCUGUUACCUGGGUUUAACUGAACUUAUAACUUCUCUGUUUGAUUGUUUUUUGUUGUUUUGUUUUAGUUGAGUCAGUCUGCUUUGGAGGUCCUACGUAAAAGAAGCAGAAUCUGGGAUUUAUAUGUCACUUAGUCUUUUCUGAAUAAAUUAAGCCAAAUGAGAAAAAGCUAGAAUUCAUAUUAUACAUUGUGUUUGAACAAUGCUUCCAAACCCGGGGUGGAGGCGCAGUAUGAUCAUUCAUACAGUAUCAGCAGAUGGAAGACACAGAAUUACUGGAAUGUACACAGUGGAAACUGCCAGAGGAAGACAAGGCGGGAAUGUUAACAGGACUGUUUUCUUUUUAAACACAAUUCCCCACUGGUCCCAUGAAUUCCUGGAUUUGUUUGAGGUACUUUUUUAGAUGAACCAUCCUCAAAAUCCAGAGGGAGAGGGCCAUUUUUUACCUUGUUACUUAAGGAAGAUCAUUAAAGCUAAGAGGCCCCUGGCAUUGAUUCACAUUAGUGCUGCUAUUUCACUGGCACUGACGACUUCAUGUCACAGAAUUCACAGAAACAUCCUUUCUAUGCUGUACAAUAUAAAAAAAAAAACUUAUUAAUUGGCACCUGUAAACACUAAAAGUAAACUGAAUGUAGUUAUUCUGCUCGAUGGAUCAGCGUCUCUCUGGUCAGCAAUUUGUUUAACAGCGACGUCCACUGCAGCUGCAAGGAAUAAACCCAGGUAACUACAAUCGGAUAUAUGACUUUUGGGACACAAUAAUCCCAAGAGAUUUCACCUGCAUCUCAUAGUCAUUACGAUCACCAUAAUUACCCUCCAUUGGAUACCUUGGAUCACCCAGAAGAAGCUGGACUGGGUGUUUUCACACCAACAGUGUAUUCUGUUUAAAUCGAACCCUGCUUCAUGUCCUCCUUUGUGCAGUUCGUUUAUGCAGAUGUGAGCACGGUGAUCGCAAAACAACUGAACUCCAGAGCGUUUCUUUUACAGGUGUAAGUUUGAGCUAAAAGCCUUCUGCUGGCUGCACAUGCUUUGCAGAGUACACCACCAGGAGUACAGCCUAGCUGUAAAAUUUAUGUAUUUUAUCCAUGUUGUCCACUUGGUCAAAACCCACAACCUAAUGUUACUUUUGUUGCUCCUCUCCCAGACACAUCUGACCAAUAAGCGGACUAAACAUUCUCACAUAGUUUAUGGCGACACAAUGCAGCUCGUUCUCACCAACUAAUUCAGGGCAGAAUAAACGAACUAACACAUGAAAAGGGCCUUAAAUUAAAUCAACAAAAUUUGAAAAACAUGGCAACCCGAUCAACUCAACGUAAAGGAUUAGAAAAUGAUUUUAACCCAGAAGGCGUCACGGCUAGAUGAUGAUCUUGGUAUAAAAAUGCAGUCAGCAAACAGUUUUUGCAGACUGUGUGCAGCAUCACAGCACCUAUAUCCCAUGAUACUGAUGAGUAGUGUUGGUUAUAAAGACUGUUCUGAUAAACAAAAAUCAGAUUCCCUUUGGAGCGGGUGUAACGCUGAGUUGUUUGCAGAGCUUAAAUAGUUUUUCAGACUUUUUUGUAUAUCUCGUGUAUUCGCUACGAGGACUCAAAAAUGUGAUUUAAAAAACACAAUAUUUCGACCCUCUUGCACUGCACACUAAGGCACAGGCUUAUGAACUACUGGCUUUGUUUGUGUCUUAUAGACAAUGUGUGGGGACACUUUGCUUGAAUGGCUGCAGCCACUACAGUAACAUAAAACUGACUGGAACUGUUAAAUACCAAUUACUUCAUAACUGGGUUGAUGCUGUUCUCCUCACCUCUUUAAUGUGCUUGGUGUGCAGAGGAUAGUAGAAAAUAUAUUUGUUCUGUCCAGCUAAAUACAAGUUAAAGAAAUGUUCCAGCACACCAGAACAAACUGUGAGAGGAAGGUGGAGGAAACCUAAAACAUGCAAACUCAAUACAGAAACCUCAACUGGGAUUCAAACUAAGAACCUCUUUGCUACAAGGCAGGAAUAGGAGGAAUACAAAGAACAUUAAAGACUAAAGCAACUCAAAUUUCCUAAAGGCAUGAAGCUAUUUAAGUCACCAGUCAGUUUAUUCAGGUUUCUCCCCGUUGCUUUCUGAAUAUCUCACACUCUGACCUUUCAAGCAAAGAGCUCAUUGUUGCUGAACUUGUUUUUCCCCUUUCAUGCAGCAGAGGAAACUCUGAGAGUGAGAUCUGCUCUCAGCGAAAUGUUUGCCUUAUGUGUGGAGGUUUUCUGUUAGAGCCAAAUGUAGCUGCUUCUUAAAAACUAGUAACAAGUGGUAAAGUUACAAUCUUGGACUCAAAAAUUGUGUUGGUACAGUAUAUUAGUAUAUACACUUACUGGCCACUUUGUAUAGCUUGCUGGUAUCAGGAUGAUUGUUCUGAAGGAUGAAGCCUUCAGAACUGUCUUACUUCUCCAUGGUACAGGGGGCUGAAUAAUAAUAAGAUCGUUAACUGUCUUGAUAAGUUUAUCAAGAUUCUUUCCAUUUGGAAUAAUAUGAAACUAAAGUAAAAUGCUGUUUUCAGAUUUUAGAGAGGUCUCCUCUUAAAUUUUGUGAUUUUUUUUAACAAGUUAAAAUGUCUCACUUGUUGGUGAUGCCAUCGGUGUAAAAAGACAACCUCACUGUAGCGGUUCAAGUUUAGCACUUCAUUAUUUUGUAUGACGGACAGAAGCUCGCUGGCCGUUUCCAACUGUUUUCAGUC
This is a messenger RNA of Maylandia zebra (zebra mbuna), 5711 nucleotides long. It is a transcript of the gene atat1, whose product is annotated as alpha tubulin acetyltransferase 1. Gene Ontology annotation, molecular function: tubulin N-acetyltransferase activity. The record is from RefSeq and is a predicted model, not a curated record. NCBI's taxonomy places the organism in Eukaryota, Metazoa, Chordata, Actinopteri, Cichliformes, Cichlidae. Gene Ontology annotation, biological process: alpha-tubulin acetylation. Gene Ontology annotation, cellular component: microtubule.